Molecule: messenger RNA, 2388 nt
Organism: Populus nigra (black poplar)
Lineage: Eukaryota; Viridiplantae; Streptophyta; Magnoliopsida; Malpighiales; Salicaceae
Exons: 6
Coding region: 1-2388 (795 amino acids)
Molecular function (GO): protein dimerization activity; DNA binding
Source: RefSeq, a predicted model, not a curated record
AUGGCAUCUAAAAAAACUACAAGUGGCAAUAGAUUUGACGUGGGAUGGCAAUAUGGUAUAGAUGUUGACAAGAAUUCAAAAAGAGUGCAGUGCAAGUUUUGUCAGAAAAUUAUCAGUGGAGGCAUUUACCGUUUCAAGCAUCAUUUGGCUUGCACUCGAAAGGAUGUUGAGCCAUGCCAGCGAGUACCAGAAGAUGUUAAGAAGAUAAUUUUGAAUGUUCUGGUGAAAAAUCAAGAAGCAUCUGAGAAGAAAAGAAAGGCUUUCCAAUAUAUUGGAAAGAAAAACCCUGAAUUUGUUAAAGCACUUGAAUUGGUUGCAAAGCAUGGGCCAGGUUUUAAGCCCCCAUCCUACCAUGAUAUUAGAGAGAAAUAUUUGAAGCAAGAAGUAGAUCACACGAUCAACUUGCUUGAAGAGUACAAGUUAGAAUGGAAAAAAACAGGUUGCUCAAUAAUGUCUGAUGGAUGGACUGAUAAGAAAAGGCGUUCUAUUUGCAACUUUUUGGUUAAUAGUCCUAAAGGGACAAUUUUUUUAUCAUCCGUAGAUACCUCUAAUAUAUCCAAGACUGCUGAUAAAGUAUUUGAGAUGUUGGAUGCUAUUGUGGAGAGGAUUGGAGAGGAAAAUGUGGUGCAAGUAGUCACUGACAAUGCUGCAAAUUAUAAGGCAGCAGGGCAAUUAUUGAUGGGAAAAAGAAAAGGAUUGUUUUGGACACCAUGUGUUGCCCAUUGUAUUGACUUGAUAUUGGAAGAUUUUGAGAAGAAACUAGAGGUCCAUAAAGUAACUAUUGCUAAUGGGAGGAGAAUCACCUCAUACAUAUAUUCAAGAACUAUUCUCAUUUCCAUGCUCAGACACUUUACAAAAGGAAAGGAUUUGAUUAGGCCUGCUGCCACUAGAUUUGCUACUGCAUACUUAACUCUUGGAUGUUUGAGUGAUUGUAAGAUACAGUUGAUGACAAUGUUUACUUCCAUCCAAUGGAGGUCAUGUAGGUUUUCAAAAACAGAAGAAGGGAAACGAAUUCAAAGUUGUGUUUUGGACAGCAAGUUUUGGCAUGAUGUUACUACAUGUAUUAAGGCAGCAUAUCCUCUGAUAAAAGUUCUUCGAUUAGUUGAUUCAGAUGAGAAACCAGCUAUGGGUUUUAUAUAUGAAGCAAUGGAUCAAGCAAAAGAGAAGAUACAAGUGAAUUUUGGUUAUGUGAAAAAAAGUUAUAUGCCUAUAUGGAAUAUCAUUGAUGCAAGAUGGGAACUUCAACUUCACAGACCUUUACAUGCAGCAGCAUAUUAUUUGAAUCCUCAUUAUCAUUAUAAUUCUAAUUUUAAAGUUAAUGCCAACAUUAAAAUUGGAUUAUAUCAAUGCUUAGAAAGAAUGGUGUCCGACGCAAGUGAAAGGUGUAAAAUUGACUUGCAACUUGAUUCAUUCAAGGAUGCAAGUGGGUUGUUCGGUAUUGAGGCUGCUAAGAUAACAAGGGAUAAAAAGACUCCAGCUAAAUGGUGGGAUUCUUAUGGGGAUGAAUGUCCAGAGCUACAAAAAUUUGCAAUUCGAGUUCUAAGCUUGACUUGUAGUUCAUCUGGAUGCGAGCGAAACUGGAGUGCAUUUGAGAUGGUUCAUACAAAACGAAGAAAUCGUUUGCACCAGAAAAAAAUGAAUGACUUGGUAUUUGUAAUGUGCAAUCUGAAAUUAAAUGAUAACCAAGUCAAAAGGCAAGCUAAUGAUUUUGGUGAAGUUUUUGAUCAUCUCUCAUCUGAUGAUGAUUGGAUAACCGAGGGAGAGAAACAUGAUGGUUCAUCCAACUUUGAUUUGCUUGGUGUCAUUGAUAGUGCAACACGAAGGAAAAACGGUAAAGAAGAUGAAAGUGAUGAUGAAGAAAAUCUUAAUGAUGUUGGGAUGGAGUGUCAUGGAACUGAAGAUGAUUUAGAGAUUCAGAAUGAUGUCAAUCCAGAUAAUUCAAGGAGCUUGGAGUUAAAUAUUGUUGACAAUAUUGGUGUUGGUCCUGGUACUAGUAGUAGCACUAAUGUUCCUAAUAUCGGUGCUGGUACUAGUAGUAGCAGUAAUAAUCUUUUAGAUGGUAAUGAUUUUGAUGACUGUUUUAGGAAUAAUGAGAGAGACAAAGGCAAUGAGGGUGUGUUUAGUUUACAUGACACACCUACAGACUUAAAUAAAGUGUCGCCAGUUGCGUCGAGGGAGACGAGAAAUGAAGGAGAGGAGCUGGCAAUUACUGCUCUUGUUACUGGAAAUACAGAGAAACCGAGUGAAGUGAAGGGAAAUGUUUUUGAGGCACUUGAUGUUCAUCCUUUUCGAUUUGCGUUUGCCAUUAGGAAUGCUCUCAGGUCUCUUAAAAGCAAAAGACAGAAAGCACGGUUUGAAGCAGAGCUUGAGAGGCUCAAAACGAUAUGA